GAAAACGGAUCGUUGCACUUUAUCAAAGAAACGCUGAAAUCCGUAAAAUAAUUAAGUUUUCUAUGGAUCUAAAGUAAUUAAAUAAUCAGUACUUAUUAAUUUUAAUCAUGUUCUGGAGCGGGAACUAUAUAGCUGUGAGGGAGCUAAAUUCCUUGCUCAAAGAAGAGAACGUGACGCUCACUCAGGUGCUGGAGGCAGAUGAUGUGUUGCAGGAGUGCAAAGCGGAUAACAAGGCACUCAUACAGUUCCUUACACGGCCUGACAUCCUAGCCGAGCUCGUAACACUCAUCACAGAGGAGCCCCCCAGGAAUGUAGAGCUCAGCCUUCAAUACCGGCACGCCACCAUAGCCUGUGAGGUCCUCACAUCCCAGCUCCCCACACUCUCGGACCGGCUGUCCAUGGACACGGUGCAGAUGCACAGGCUCUGUGACUUCAUCAAUAGGGAUCCUCCGCUGAACCCGCUGCUGGCGUCAUACUUUAGUAAAACUAUUGAGAUGUUGCUUGACAGAAGUCCUAAACAGGACUGGUACUUAUACCACAUCGUGUGCCUCCGCGUCCUGGACUUCCUUAAGGCGAGGCGUGAUUUCCUACCCAAUCUGCUGCGGCAUCUGCACACCUCUGCGGUGUUGGACGCGCUGAAAUGCUUCAUACGGCUUAAUGAUCUUUUCAAUAAGCUCAUUAUGGAGUGGCUAGAAGAGCACCAGUUCCUCGAAGCCCUAAUCGCGAUCAUCUGCGGCACGCACGAGCCGCCGCCCCUCGCGCCGCGCGCGCCGCCCUGCGAGUUAGAAAAGGGCCAACAGGAGGAAAGCGAGAAAGCUGAGAAGGAGGCCGUUGAAAAAGGAGACUUGGACGCGCAAGAUAAAGAAGUACGAGUAGACCCACCGGCAUCUGAGCAGGCGACGGGCGACAACGCACAGGCUGAAGCGGAAGCGGAGGCUAAAGCGGAGCGGGCGGCGGAGCGAGUUCGCGCCAUUGCCGCCGCCAAUGCCGCCGCUCUGCUCACUGACAUCAUCCUUAAUGGCUGUGUGGCCGAUUAUAGCCAGGUUUCGCCUGCCGGGAUUACAAGGUCCCGCACCGCGCACGCGCUGGUGGCGCUGGCGACGUCUCCUCUUGGCGUGGGCGCGCUGCUGCAGGGCAUGUUCACCAGCCCCGGCGCGGCGCGGCGCCACGCGCUGGUGCACGGCGCCAGGCUCUUGCUGAUGGCGACGUCUCCUCUUGGCGUGGGCGCGCUGCUGCAGGGCAUGUUCACCAGCCCCGGCGCGGCGCGGCGCCACGCGCUGAUGGCGACGUCUCCUCUUGGCGUGGGCGCGCUGCUGCAGGGCAUGUUCACCAGCCCCGGCGCGGCGCGGCGCCACGCGCUGAUGGCGACGUCUCCUCUUGGCGUGGGCGCGCUGCUGCAGGGCAUGUUCACCAGCCCCGGCGCGGCGCGGCGCCACGCGCUGAUGGCGACGUCUCCUCUUGGCGUGGGCGCGCUGCUGCAGGGCAUGUUCACCAGCCCCGGCGCGGCGCGGCGCCACGCGCUGAUGGCGACGUCUCCUCUUGGCGUGGGCGCGCUGCUGCAGGGCAUGUUCACCAGCCCCGGCGCGGCGCGGCGCCACGCGCUGAUGGCGACGUCUCCUCUUGGCGUGGGCGCGCUGCUGCAGGGCAUGUUCACCAGCCCCGGCGCGGCGCGGCGCCACGCGCUGAUGGCGACGUCUCCUCUUGGCGUGGGCGCGCUGCUGCAGGGCAUGUUCACCAGCCCCGGCGCGGCGCGGCGCCACGCGCUGAUGGCGACGUCUCCUCUUGGCGUGGGCGCGCUGCUGCAGGGCAUGUUCACCAGCCCCGGCGCGGCGCGGCGCCACGCGCUGAUGGCGACGUCUCCUCUUGGCGUGGGCGCGCUGCUGCAGGGCAUGUUCACCAGCCCCGGCGCGGCGCGGCGCCACGCGCUGAUGGCGACGUCUCCUCUUGGCGUGGGCGCGCUGCUGCAGGGCAUGUUCACCAGCCCCGGCGCGGCGCGGCGCCACGCGCUGAUGGCGACGUCUCCUCUUGGCGUGGGCGCGCUGCUGCAGGGCAUGUUCACCAGCCCCGGCGCGGCGCGGCGCCACGCGCUGAUGGCGACGUCUCCUCUUGGCGUGGGCGCGCUGCUGCAGGGCAUGUUCACCAGCCCCGGCGCGGCGCGGCGCCACGCGCUGAUGGCGACGUCUCCUCUUGGCGUGGGCGCGCUGCUGCAGGGCAUGUUCACCAGCCCCGGCGCGGCGCGGCGCCACGCGCUGAUGGCGACGUCUCCUCUUGGCGUGGGCGCGCUGCUGCAGGGCAUGUUCACCAGCCCCGGCGCGGCGCGGCGCCACGCGCUGAUGGCGACGUCUCCUCUUGGCGUGGGCGCGCUGCUGCAGGGCAUGUUCACCAGCCCCGGCGCGGCGCGGCGCCACGCGCUGAUGGCGACGUCUCCUCUUGGCGUGGGCGCGCUGCUGCAGGGCAUGUUCACCAGCCCCGGCGCGGCGCGGCGCCACGCGCUGAUGGCGACGUCUCCUCUUGGCGUGGGCGCGCUGCUGCAGGGCAUGUUCACCAGCCCCGGCGCGGCGCGGCGCCACGCGCUGAUGGCGACGUCUCCUCUUGGCGUGGGCGCGCUGCUGCAGGGCAUGUUCACCAGCCCCGGCGCGGCGCGGCGCCACGCGCUGAUGGCGACGUCUCCUCUUGGCGUGGGCGCGCUGCUGCAGGGCAUGUUCACCAGCCCCGGCGCGGCGCGGCGCCACGCGCUGAUGGCGACGUCUCCUCUUGGCGUGGGCGCGCUGCUGCAGGGCAUGUUCACCAGCCCCGGCGCGGCGCGGCGCCACGCGCUGAUGGCGACGUCUCCUCUUGGCGUGGGCGCGCUGCUGCAGGGCAUGUUCACCAGCCCCGGCGCGGCGCGGCGCCACGCGCUGAUGGCGACGUCUCCUCUUGGCGUGGGCGCGCUGCUGCAGGGCAUGUUCACCAGCCCCGGCGCGGCGCGGCGCCACGCGCUGAUGGCGACGUCUCCUCUUGGCGUGGGCGCGCUGCUGCAGGGCAUGUUCACCAGCCCCGGCGCGGCGCGGCGCCACGCGCUGAUGGCGACGUCUCCUCUUGGCGUGGGCGCGCUGCUGCAGGGCAUGUUCACCAGCCCCGGCGCGGCGCGGCGCCACGCGCUGAUGGCGACGUCUCCUCUUGGCGUGGGCGCGCUGCUGCAGGGCAUGUUCACCAGCCCCGGCGCGGCGCGGCGCCACGCGCUGGUGCACGGCGCCAGGCUCUUGCUGGCCAUGCGGGAGGACCUAGACUACAACUCUGAACAGGGUGGGUCAGGAGGGUCCAGCACUCGGAACAGUGUGGAGUUGGCAGUGGCACCGCAUUUGCCGCUUUUGCACACGGCGCUCUUGCAGGCGCCUGAACCUUAUAUGCAUGAGCCAUCAUUAUGGGAGGCGCCGACGGACGGCGGCGGGGGCGGGGGCGGGGCCGGAGGCGGGGGCGCGGCGGUCACCGUCCCGGCCGGGGCCGCGGGGGACGCCGUCACCACCGAGCUGCACGCGCCCGAGCGGGGCGGCGGCUCACCACCACCGUCACCACCAUCACCGCCACCAUCACCGCCACCACCGCCGCCACCACCACCGCCCGCCGAGGCACCGGUGCCACCCGCAGAGGCUAAUGACGAACCUGCCGAGCCGUCUGAGGGAUCUACCGAGGCGAUGGCGGAGGGUAAAGGAACGUCGGCUACAGAAGUACCGACGGAGGCGCCUAAACCUCCUCCCGCACCGCGAGUGGCGGUGGGCGCGGCGCGUCUACAGGUUGCAGCGUUGCUGGCGGCAUUAUGUGGCUCGGAGGUGAAUGAAGUGGCUUCCACUAUGCUUACACUAGGUACUCCAGGGGUUCUUAUCGACAUGUUCUUCGCGCACCCGCACAACAACUUUCUUCACGCGCAAGUCCUCGUUAUGGUCCGAAACGCGCUGUCUAACCGCGCUUACAGGACGCAGUACGCCCGUCACAUAUUGGAAGAGUGCGACUUAUUCAACAGACUAAUGGACAUUUAUGAAGAAAAUGAAACGAAUAGGGGAACGGCGAGCAGCCCCCGCGCCGGCUACAUGGGCCACGUGGUGCUGCUGCUGCGGACGCUAGCCCCCGAGAUAGAGGAACGGACUCCAGCCGCGGAACGAUGGGCGUCAUCUUCCAUAGAAUCGAUUAUUAAACAACUUGAUACGCCACUGGGCGGUUACUACCCCUCUGAAAACACGUAUGAAGUCGAGCCGGAAGGCAUGGUCGAGGUGGAGAGUCGUCUAUACAAUCUCUCAAAUGUGAGUAAUACAAAUUAUAGCGGCUUCGCCACCGAUGAAGAUUUUAGUGAGGUUGCGUCGUCGGCCAACAUGAAUAAGUUUAUGGAGCUGAACAAUCGCAUGUGCGACCAAUCGGACAUGUGGGACGACGCGCCCGAAGGCGAGGCGGAGGAGGAAAGAGACAGAGAUAGGGAAGACGACGCGGGUGAAAAGGACGACGAUGACGGCGAGGCGAGGACCACCGUGCACGAUGUCCUUGCGCCUGUUAGCCCAUGGGAAAGCUCGUUCGAAGAAUCCAACAUGGCGGGCGAAAGCUGGGCCCAGUUCUCCGCCGACGCGUUCGGCGCUCCUAUCGACCCGUUCGCCAAUACCGACGCGUUCGCCAAAUCCGACGCGUUCGCUAACGACGACUUCGUUAAGUCUGACGCCUUCGCUAAUGACGCCUUCGCUAAUGACGCGUUCGCGAAAUCCACGUUUACGAGUGAUGCGUUUAAAAAGGAAUUCGAUAGCGCAGCGUUUAAGGAGAACUCGUUUGGUGAAGGAGGCAGUGAGGAGUUCACGCCUUUCUGGGGCUAUCAGGAUAAGGGAGAUGAUGUAAACGGCACGAGCGGUGUAGAGCAAUCCCUCCACGGCCUGCGGCUUGAUGCUAUGGAUAAACCACUAGAUGAAUUAAGCAGCUCUCUGGCUGACAACCUCCGUACUGCUAUGAGUUCCAUGACGCCCGAGGUAAUAGCCAACAUCGUAAACGCAAACAUGACGCCCGCGCUCGACGUUCCGCUCGACGUGCCCAACGCGUCCAAUCCCACAGCGAGCUCCAACGCGUCCAACCUCACAGACGUCUCCAACACGUCCAGUACGCCACCGAACGAACCAUCCAACACACCAAGUGAAAGUGAAAAAGUCAGUGAUAAUGAUUCUAAAGAUCAAAAUCAGGUUCAAGACCCCUCCGAGAGCUGAUCCUCUCGUGGUGGUUAGUUUGUAGUGGCGGAGCGUCCGUACCUCGACACCCGCUGUGGAGGGAGUUGAGCACAAUCCUACAGUAUUGAAGCCAGAUUACCGGCUUGGCGUGACGCGCCACCACUGGUAGUUCGCGGGCCUUCGGUCGUAUACGUAGUGAAAAUGGAACAUGUAAGAUGGAAUAUUCAUUUUAGUGAUAAGUACCUAACCAGGGCUUUAAAUAGGUCAGCCAAAAAGCGUCUGUGUGGUUUGAAAUUUAGAAUUGAAUUUUGAUCGUCAUAGCUCGAAGGAUUAAACACAGACCUUACUAUUAUCUUGUGUCUAUUUUCACUUCGAGCGCCAAAGACCCUGGGUAAGGAUGCAAUACUUAAUUCCUUGUUCAAACUCUGAGCCAUAAAUGUAUGAAUCGUUUGGUCCUAGACAUGGUCGUAUGCUUUACAUACGCAUUUUAUCGUGAACAUAUAGUUAAUUAUGCGCGUGCGAUAGAGAUAGGAACAGGCGGGUAAAUGUACAAGAUUUCCCCUGGUAAACGUCCGUUCUUUAGCUUGCUCAGACUCUAUGUUUUUGCGUAUGUGAAAUAAAUUUCCUGUAUAACAUUAAAUUUCAUACCAAUAUUUUUUUAACACCUGCCUUAGAUUUGACGUGUCAUACAUUUAUCAUUCCAAUUUGGCAAUAUUUCGCUAUGUAUAGCUGAUUAUUGGCUGUGUUUCUAAUUAUAAUAUACCUGGGAACAGUAGGGGCUGCGGCGGGUCCGAGCCUAGAGCCUUGCGGUACUCCGUGCGACAGACGAGUAUAAAUUAAACUUAAUCGCUUUGACAUAAGGUUUAUUUUUACGCUUGUGAGAUAUCUGAUGACUAUAAACUGUUAUGUGUUGACACGAAUUGGUACGGUACGGAAAAAACUUAAACAUGGCAAAUCAUAUAGCUAAGAGAAAAAAAGGGCGUUUUCUAAAAUAAAUAUUGAAAACCUGAUUCUCACAGAUCCUGGUGUUUUUGGGUUCUUUCAACUCGGAAUCACUAGCAUAUUCAAUCCUGAUGAUAAAAAAAUGUCCUAAAAAUUUGUAUGAAAAUUGUACAUUCCACUGCGUCACGCACAUACAAGUGAAUAAAAUAAUCACACUAAAACGUGACGUAAUGGAAUGGAAAUUUUGUGACUCCUUUUUUUAAUGGCAGGAUGGAGAAUGCUGUCGAUUCUGAGUAGAAUGAGCCCAAGAAUGUCCAGAUUUGAAAGAAUCAGGUUUUCAAUAUUUAAUUUUAGUAAACGCCCAUAUUCCAUUUGGAUCUUAGGUCGCGGACUGAAAUCAAGACCGCAUUUGGUCGAGCGCAAUAAAACUAGAUCUAUUUCUUAACUAAAUAAGCCCAACAGCACCUCUAUAGUCCAUGUGAAUAGCGUUCCAUUUAACAACUAUUGGACAAUCUAAAUUGUCAAUAACAGUGUUGCGGGGGCUGUCCCUAACAUGGCGCAUCAGGAAGGCCACUCUCUUGCGCAUUAUGGCUUGGAAGCUAUCGA
Molecule: messenger RNA, 6722 nt
Organism: Cydia strobilella
Lineage: Eukaryota; Metazoa; Arthropoda; Insecta; Lepidoptera; Tortricidae
Gene: fmt
Exons: 47
Coding region: 108-5213 (1701 amino acids)
Molecular function (GO): protein phosphatase binding; protein phosphatase regulator activity
Source: RefSeq, a predicted model, not a curated record